Telopea speciosissima is the source of this 1251-nucleotide messenger RNA. Its product is annotated as serine/threonine-protein phosphatase 4 regulatory subunit 2-like. Gene Ontology annotation, cellular component: protein phosphatase 4 complex; nucleus; cytoplasm. The coding region runs from base 127 to 921 and encodes 264 amino acids. Gene Ontology annotation, biological process: protein dephosphorylation. The transcript is spliced from 8 exons. Gene Ontology annotation, molecular function: protein phosphatase regulator activity. The record is from RefSeq and is a predicted model, not a curated record. Lineage: Eukaryota; Viridiplantae; Streptophyta; Magnoliopsida; Proteales; Proteaceae.
CUCUCGCUUUCUCUCUAUAAAUAUGCGCAGUAUCCUAUGUAUCGUUCCUCUGUUGAAGCAGUCGAAGUGAAAGAGGGUGCAUCGUGCAUAAUUGAUCUAGGGCUUAUUUGCUCUGCAAGUGGGUAAAUGGAAACGACUGCAACAGAAAAUUCACAGCCUCCAUCAUUUUCUUCUAAUGCCCCGGAUCCCCAAUCAGAAGAUCCUGAACAAAAUUUCUUAAAUCAUGGAGAUGAAGGAAAAAAGCAAGAGAUCACUGAUGAAGAAGUUAGAGAAAUACUGGAACUCAUUUCAACCACUGGAAAGUUUUGGCAUGACUGGGACACAUUGAAGAGCUUGCUAUCAUUUCAACUGAAGCAGGUCCUAUUUGAGUAUCCAGAAGCAAAGAUGGCCAAUGAUCAACAGAGUUCUUUAUUAGGAGAAACACAUGUGGAGUUGGUCAAAAGGUUGGAUGAAGUUCUUCUUAGCUUUGUAGAAGGUCCUCCAUUCACCCUUCAGAGGCUCUGUGAGAUUCUCCUUGCUGCACCGAGCAUAUAUCCGAACCUUUCAAAGCUUGCUCUUGCAUUAGAAAAGAAUUUGUCGGUGACGUCAACUCUAUCCAUGUCCACUGAUCCGUUCCCAUCAAUGAAACCAAAUCCAGGUGAACCUGCCAAUGGAAUAGAAGAUCUCCAAGAUCACUCCUACCCAAUCCAAAAUGGGGUAGAAGGUACUGCAGGUGAUGGAGAUGAAGAAAUGGCAGAGGCAGAGGCAGAGGUAGAGGCAGAGGCAGAGGAGGUUGAGGAAGGUAACAAAGACUCUAAUAUGGAGAAUACAGGUGAAGUUAUGGUUGGAACACAAGAAACAAGCUCUGAGGCAAGCACCAAUUCUGAGCCAUCCACUGAGUCCUCUCCUUCAAGCGAACAGCUCAAUUCUACUGGCUCAUAGACAAAUCUUUCUUUCUGAAAAUGAAUUAGCCCUUAUCUUUAUUUCUUAGAUUUGGGCUAUAUUAGCCAGGUGUGCUUUGACCAUGGUUACAUUUCAGUUGGAAUGAGCUGCUGUAGUACUCAUAGUGACAUUGUUCUGCGAAGGAUAAUUGUAUACUUAUGUUCUGCCUCAUGCUUUAUUUAAAGCUGUCACAAGAAUCACUUAGCCACUUUGGCUUUUGUUGCUCUGAGGAGAAAAUACGAACCUGAGGAGUCCUGAGAGACCUGAGGUUGGAGGAUGUUUUGGAAACUUUUUGGGACAAGUCUCUCAUGUUCAAUAUAACAACUUGAU